Molecule: messenger RNA, 2148 nt
Organism: Dioszegia hungarica
Lineage: Eukaryota; Fungi; Basidiomycota; Tremellomycetes; Tremellales; Bulleribasidiaceae
Exons: 7
Coding region: 1-2148 (715 amino acids)
Biological process (GO): eisosome assembly; endocytosis; negative regulation of protein kinase activity
Cellular component (GO): plasma membrane; eisosome filament
Molecular function (GO): lipid binding
Source: RefSeq, a predicted model, not a curated record
AUGCGAGCAGCAUCAGGCGGCAAAUUCUCGCUCGGUUCUGCCUUUGGUAGGCGAACCGACAAGCACGACCGUCAGCCGUCCUAUACCGGCUCGACCGACUUCGGGGCGUCGAACAAUGCCGAUCAAGGAACUACAUCCCGCAUCAACGGUGCGGCGUACAACGAUCAGCCCGACUCGCCCAAUGCGCGGCUCAGCGGCGGGGAAGGCGGGAGUGGGGGUGGAGGCGUGCAGCUCAAGAAGCUCGGCAAGACGUUUGCGCACAAUAAUCUGCUUCCUGGGCUGGGGAACAAGGAUCUGAAGGCAUUGCAAGAUGUGAUCUCAGCCGAAAAGGGCGUAUUGUCCAACACGGAGAAGCUGGCCAUAGAAUCUCAGAAGGCCGCUUCGGUCCUCCCCAAUUACGGCCUACAAGAAGGUCCCGACCUCCAGGACAUCCUCACCCAAUCCUCCCAUCUCAUGAACUAUUUUUCUGCCGCCCUCAACGUCUAUGCCGAGCGCCAAGUCUCGCUCCGAGGGUCAUACAAGAAGAUUCGGGAUCGGGAGGAGGAGCUCAUGGAGCUGCGGAGCCAGCGGCGGUCCACCGGCUCCAAGGCGGAAUCAGCAGAGCGGAAGCUAUCCAAGAUGGGUCCGGAGAACAAGGGGUUGGUCGGCCAGACAGAGCUGCUCGAGAGGUUGAGGCAGGAGAUGCGCAGUAUGGAUACGGAUAUCGUCAAGGAGGAGACGGCAUUGGGCGAUUUCAAGAGGCAAAUCGUCAAGGAAGCGAUGAUGUACAAGUUCUGUGGGCUGGAAGAGCUCGGCGAGAAGUUGUGUAUCAUUGGCGAGAUGGGAAAGCUGGUCAUUGAUGAAAUACCCCUCGAGGAGACGCCGGUCGGAUACGGUCGGGCGCCAUACGGGGGAUUUACCAAAACGGAAUCUGCUGUAGAUGAAGCCGGGCGAUGUCUCGGCCAAGUCAAGUUCACCGCUGUAGAGACCGCUCUCAAACCAUCCCAUCUCCCGCACGCCCAACAUCUCCGCAGCGCGAGCUCCAACCUUCCCCGGCAGGAGUCUAUUGCCGCAGCCGAGGAGUUUGCACACUUCCCGGGCGGUAUGGCCUCGCCCGAGACUCCCGGUCGAGCAGCAUACGGGAGCUCCGUACCACCACCCGGCGGCAGCUACGGGCUGGACGAGAACCCCUACGGCGGGAUUGCGGACCGGACUACGCACUAUGGCGAGUACGGAGGCGUGCGAGGCGGGGAAGAAGGGGAUGCUCGUCGGCAGACAUUGUGGCAGGGUCCGACGGAGGACGCUUUGCAGGAGGGUCCGGACUACGAGCACCAGCAGCAGGCGGAGAUGGACAAGCAGAAUGAGCAGGAGCAGGCGCCGUGGAGGGAACAGUCGGACCAGACGCCUGUCGUCGCUACUCAGCAUGAGGAGCUGCCGAACCCGCACGACCCGGAGAGCGCCACUCAGCUCGGACAAGACCGCGAUCACCCGAUCAUUGGCGGAGUGGCACUUGGGGCUGCGCUGUCGCCACCAUGGCAACCGCUCAACGUAAAGCGGGGAGGAGGUACGCCUGAGCCUCACAGCUUGCACGAUGCGCCCGUUCCUCCGACCACCAGCGAGCCCGCCCACGCAAUUCCACCGGCGGCAGACUACACGCAAUCCGACUACCACUCGGAAGCGCACUCGGACCUCAUUCCCCCUCCCUCCAUGGCGCAACUGCACAAUCGCGCACCUACGCCGGGUACCGAGGGCUUCCGCACCCCGGCCGAAUCGCCCAAUCUCGAGCUAGGCUCAUUCCAGCACUCAGCACCAACUAUACCGGACUUUGGCGGGAUCCCCACCUCCGGCGGUAAAAUGUCGGCGGGCGCGUUCCGGAAGGCAGCGCCUAGGCGGAGCGAGACGACGGGCACGACAGCCGGGGAGGAGGAGGGAACGGGGAGUGAUGUUAGCAGGGGCGCGAGACGCUUGCCUGCUCCUCCUGGAGGAUAUACAUCUGGGGUGGCGGGUCCGAGUGGAGCGCCGGCAGGUGCGCCAGCGGGCACGGGGGUCUGGACGGAUGAGAAGCGGGCUUUGGCGCAGAAGGAGGCGUUUGAGGAUGCUGCAGGGGAUGAGAGGGGGGCGCCGCCGUCAUAUGGCGCAGCACCGAGCCAUGAUGAGAGUCUGAGAUAA